AUGCUCAUAUUGCAGAUGAUGCUAGUACCACUGGUUUUUUGUCAUGACCAUCAAACUCACAACAAAGCCAAGGCUUACCAAGAGGGCGAUGUUAUAUUGGGCGGUCUGUUUCCUGUCCAUUUAUACUGCCCAGAUUCGUGCAAUUACAGCUGUGGCGAUUUGCGAUCUCGCGAUAUAGUUUAUUUUACUCAAGCUAUGAUAUUCGCCAUAGAUGAAGCCAAUAACAAUUCUUUCAUUCUCCCAGGAAUCUCGCUUGGAUUUGACAUCCUUGAUUACUGCUCCAAGGACUUCAUUGCAUUGGAAGAGGCGUCUAAUUUUUUUCCAUCUUGUUCUAAAGCUCCUCUGCCACCGAUUGUUGGCGUUAUAGGACCUUAUUCAAGCAGCGUGGCUCUCCAGGUUUCGAAUCUUCUCGGGCUAUUCAAAGUGCCGCACAUAAGUUACGGAGCUACCAGCCCGGUACUUAGCGACAAACAACGCUUCAAGUACUUCGCUCGUACAGUUCCUUCAGAUGAAAUGCGCUCCCGUGCGUUAGUUGAUCUUCUACUUCACAACGGCACGCUCUAUGUCUCUGUAGUUUACUCUGACGAUGAAUUUGGUCGUGAGGGAAGAAAAUCCUUCACAAAAGAAGCAGAGAACCGCGGUAUAUGCAUCGGAACAACAAAAGCUCUUUCACAAGGUGACCAGGCAUCCAAUUUUUAUGAAACAGCGAUCGCUAUCAGCGAGAAGUUAAAUUCUCGAGUAAUAGUCUUGUUUUGCUCCAAGCGCGACAUAGGCUUACUUUUCAGAACGAUCAAAAAACUUGGGAAGCACAGUUAUUUUCGAUGGGUUAUUGGAGGUGACUCGUCCGAAAUGUCUGUGUAUUUAGAUGGAAACGACGACAUGGCUAGCAACGUGGUAAUUUGUUCGCCCCACAAUGAAAAGGCGACAAUAUUUGAGAAAUGGACAAACACAGCCAACUUGGUAAAUCGUAACCCUUGGAUCUCAGAAAUAUCAGUUCUAAUAUCAGAGAUUAAUACAACGAAAAAUCGAAGUUUUAUCAGUCACGAAGUAGAGCAAUCUUCGACCGAUGCUUAUAUUCAAAGUGUCAUAAAUUCUGUGUAUACUUUUGUCCACGUCUUGGACAAAAUCUACAAAACCGAUUGCAAGAACAUGUCAAAUCCUAAAUCCUGCUUGCAAGCAAAGUCACAGGACGGAAAAUUGGUACUUGAAAGGAUUCUAACCAUUUCGUUCAUGCGGAAAAACGGAAGAAAGAUUGAAUUUGAUAAAAACGGCGACAUUUCUGCAGAGUAUGACUUUUUGAAACCACUCAAAGAUGAACACGGUAGAUGGGGCCUUACCUUAUUAGGGCGCUGGAGUGAAAAAAACCGGUCGGGUUCUUCCAUGGUGACGCUGUGUAAGGACAUGGACAUCUUGCCCCGUACUUCAUGUAGUCAGCCCUGCAAACCUGGAGAAAUUAAAAUACCGGUUACCAGGGCCUGCUGUUGGAUAUGCAACUUGUGCAACAACAAUGAGAUAACCACUAAAGAACAAAUGGAAUGCUUGCCAUGCAAAAAAGGUUUUAAAGUAAGUUUUCCAAAGUAUCAUAAGACUAGCAAUAACCAAAAGUUCAGAAGCGAGUGGGGGAGAGAUCGACACAAACGCGAUUGCCCCAACGCUGUGCUCUGCGUGCAUUUCACGUGAUAGAAUGUCAAAACGCGCGUUACCAGAUUAAGAGUGAUAGAAGGUCCCUGAUCAGAUUUCGUUCUUAGCAUUUGUCGUGGAAGUCCAAACGAAUGCUGGAUACAUACGUGACGCGCAUGUGUUAUACCAGCCCGGAGAGUAGGAUUGCAGGUUCAUCCCCUCCUCUUCAGAAACUUAAGCCUGCUUGCAGUCUCAUGUAUAGACUGGAGAAUCUUUUUGAUUGACCAUCUUACGAUAUAGAGAUGGGCGGAAUUAACGAGCUACUACUUCUAACUUGCUCCUUUCAGUCUCCUUUCAGUUUUCUGAUCAGCUGCCCCCACCUCAGUGGCGUGGAGGCGGCAAGGAUGCUGGGGCACCAUGACGUCUCCAAUAUGGCGGCUAUGACGAGCGCUACUUUGGAUUCGGUGCAGAAGCCAGGUUUACUGAGAACAACUAAAUUCAUUAACUUGCGUUUGUUUCUCCUUGUUUUAGCCAGAUGUUAACAAAACCAAGUGUUUAAAGCAGCCAGUUGUUAGCGUGGAUCCAUCGUCUGGUUUCAUUCUGUUUACUAUUUCUUUCUCAAGUACUGGACUUGCAUGUGCAUUGUUGACGCUUGUUAUGUUUAUAAGAUGGCGGGCCCAUCCACUCAUCAAGGCAUCUAGCUGCGGACUGAGCUGUUUGCUUCUGGUUGGGAUAAUGAUAACUUAUGGAGAGAGUUUUUUGAAUCUAAUAACACCAGGUAAGAUAUCAAACACCAUAUACUAAGUUGUAAUUACUGUCAAACUCCGAAAACCGUGAACACCUGGAAAAUUUCAGGAAUGUUGAUUGUGUAGAUUGUGUACUGGCCAAUUAUAGCAAAGUUCAGGAUACGCAAGCAAACCUCAAAACCGCAAUCUAAUUACUGUUGCUGAAGUUAUGAAUAUACGAGAAUCAUAUAUGUGACGUGCGGAGUGAAGAAUUAAAAGAAGUAUGAUCAUCGCAGUUAUAUAAGCAGCUUUUGCAGUUGCGAAAAGAAAGCCUGAAAACAAUUCAGGCCUAUACGGGAUUCAAACCCUUGACCUCUGCGAUACCGGUGCAGCGCUCUACCAGUUAAGCUAACAAGCCAACUGAGAGCAGGUCGUUACCGUUGCUGUUUGCGUGUUAUGUACCUCGUGCCUUAUUGGCUAAUUCCUCGCAACGCAAUAACAUUCCAUAAAUAUUUCUGGUGUUCACGGUUUUGUGAGUUUCACAGUAACAGUACUUGACAUGAUACUGAUUAUUUUGCUUGUUUUCUCUAUCACGCAAUCAGACACAAAAAUCGAAACUUUCCAACCAAAAAAGACAAAAUUAAAUAACUUAAAUAUGCAAAAAAAUCUCGGCUCGCCAAGAUCCACUGGUCUGAGUGUUUUUUUCACGUGACAUAUUAGGAGAAAUGUUUUGCCUAAAUUUACAGAGCUAGCCUGCGUAGCAGGCGCCGGUUUUUUUUAUGGCGAAGGAAGAUAAUCUCGAGGAUGCGCGAGGGUAGAAAACUGAGAGGGAGGCCUCCAUCCCCCUUCGCGUGUUCCCCUCGCGUGGCCUGUAAAAUAAAAUAAAUAACUGGCGCCUGCUACGCAGGCUAUUACAGAGGUUUUUUUAAUUUUUGGAAACGCCAUGAUAUGUUUUUCCUCCGAAAGGCACCAACAUGGUUGCUAGAAACUAAGAGAUCACAUGAUCAUUAAGAUAUUCUACGAAAUCGAUUAGUAAAGCUUAUGAUAAAAAUUAAAAUUACUACUUAUUCUAAUGCAGGAAGUCUUUGAACAGCGAAAUCUCAAAAGCUAAGCCAUUUUCUUAUUUUUCCCUUCAUAUAGAUAACCUGGUGUGUAGCCUGAGGGGCUACACCCGUCUGGGUCACGUGAUGUGUUACGCGGUUAUGUUCUCUAAAACUCUGAGGGUAAAUCGCCUGUUCAACUCUACUCUCCGUGAGACUAUGAAUCCUACAUUUGUCAGCACUCGCUCGCACUUGGCCAUAAUAAGUUUCAUUGUAGGCUUUACUCUGACUUAUUCUACGGUGUGGGGAUUCCUUAGGUAAGUAAUGACAAAUACUUCCGGGUAUUUGUAAAAGUAAAAGCGCACGAAAAGUGAAGGUGUCUCGAACGGCAAAAACAUUAUGUAGACGUCUGUGGCUUUGAGAUCGCAACAAGCAACACAAAUAAGUGUUAAAUUAAAUGAAAGACGAUCAUCGCAGUUCUAGAUGCGACUUUUGCAAUUGCGAAAAGGAAAGCUUGAAAACAAAUUACAGUUUUAGUAGAGUGGUUACAACUUGAAUUCGGCAUCAAUCACACGCAGCCGUGAACGUUGCAAUUAGCUUAAAUGUGAGUUUUCGUCUUUUUUCAGAUACCAACAGAAUGUGUCAAAAAUCUACCUACCAGAUGAAGUUGUUGUGCAGUGUAACAUCACGCGACUGAACGUGGCAAUAACAAAUUCGUUUUACUUGAGUCUACUUGCGUUGUGUGCUGUCUAUACGUUCAAAACUCGCAAACUUCCCAAGCAGUUUAGAGAAACCAAAGGCUUGGCCUUGGCAAUUUACUUAGCUGCUACUAUUCAUCUUAUUGUUCUGUCCAUCGUCUGCACUAUGGGCGACCAGAACCUGAUUCGAGGACGAGCCGUUAUUUUGAGUCAGCCAUUGGCUGCUUCUGCCAUAUUCUUUCCGGUUUAUUUACCUAAAUUAUACAGUGUAGUAUUUCGAAAGGAAAAGAUUGUUAGCAUGUCAAAACACGACAAUUCGCCUGGAAAAGGUAAGAAGCGCAGUUCACAAGGCUUCUCUAUGCGAUUAAGCCGAUCCACUCUAAAACUUCUCCAACGCAGAAAUGGUACCGUAACCACACGGCGUUUAGGAGUGCAAACUGACGAAUUAAUCCUAAGCCAUUGCGAGUCAUUAGCGACACUUUCCGAAGAUUCUCGAAGCCCUGCAACUUCUACUGAAACCUUACCAAGCAACCGAUGCCUGUCAAUAACCGAACAAAGCAGACGAGAAGAAAGAUGUGAUGGUCCAAGUUAUAAUGAAAUUACAUCUGGCAGUUCCGUUUACUCUACUUGGUUAUAG
Messenger RNA from Porites evermanni, 4720 nucleotides. The record is from the annotation of a GenBank genome assembly. NCBI's taxonomy places the organism in Eukaryota, Metazoa, Cnidaria, Anthozoa, Scleractinia, Poritidae.